Coregonus sp. 'balchen' is the source of this 11812-nucleotide messenger RNA. Lineage: Eukaryota; Metazoa; Chordata; Actinopteri; Salmoniformes; Salmonidae. The record is from the annotation of a GenBank genome assembly.
AUGGCGUCUCACAGGAGUCGGCUGUUUUGUUUACGGACCCUAUCGUUGAGCAUCUUCUUUUAUUACACGUAUUGCCAUUUUCAACUUGUUCUCGGAAAUGAUGUCGAUAGCUGUAAAAAUCUACGCUUGGGACAAUAUCCUUUUACAUUUGAUUGUUAGCAAAUCACGACAAUGAUGACAGGGUUUUUAUUCAAGCUUGCUAGCUAACGUUACCUGGCUAGCUCUAUCUGUGUUAACAUACUUUCGCUUGGCUAUCUAGCUAACAACAUAAGCAUGCAUAGUGUGUACUUUUGGAAAACAGUAUAGCUAGCUAAUCAGAUUGUGAAACAGUCUCGGUCUGAACAUUAACAUGCAUUGCUUCGUUACGGUUUUGGAAGCAAAAUGAUCUUAUUUUUCAUAUCAGCGAGAAAUCAUUAAACAAAUACAAAAGGUUACAUUGAUACACAUCUUUUAUAGGGUUAGGGUUAGUGUACUGUUCCCACAAGGCCAUAUCUCCAUGUUACAGGGAGAUUUAAAAAAUCCCCUCUAUAAUAAAGCAUUGCACGGAUCUAAUCGCAUUUGCGUAGUGGCAAACAGUUGAGCAAUGGUGGAAAAAGUACCAAAUUGUCAUACUUGAGUAAAAGUAAAUAUACCUUAAUAAAAAUGACUCAAGUAAAAGUGAGUCACCCAGUAAAAUACUACUUGAGUAAAAGUCUAAAAGUAUAUGGUUUUAAAAGUACAUUUAAUUGCAAAAAUGUACUUAAGUAUCAAAAGUACAAGUAUAAAUCAUUUCAAAUUGUUUAUAUUAAGCAAACCAAACGGUACAAUUUUCUUGUUUAAAAAAUAUAUAUUUACAGCUAGCCAGGGGCACACUACAACAUCAUUUACAAACUAAGCAUUUGUGUUUAGUGAGUCCUCCAGAUCAGAGGCAGUAGGGAUGACCAGGGAUGUUCUCUUGAUAAGUGCGUGAAUUUGACCAUUUUCCUGACCUGCUAAGCAUUCAAAAUGUAACGAGUAAUUUUGGGUGUCAGGGAAGAUGUAUGGAGUAAAAAGUACAUUAUUUUCUUUAGGAAUGUAGUGAAGUAAAAGUAGUCAAAAAUAUGAAUAGUAAAGUACAGAUACCCCAAAAAACUACUUAAGUAGUACUUUAAAGUAUUUUUACUUAUUGACUUUAUACCACUACAGUUGAGCAGACACGUUUUUAGGAUUUCCACACAGUUUUUUGUUGUUGUUGCAGGGUCUGGAUUUUAUUUGUUGCAUGUUAUAAAAACAAAUUUCGUGCAAAUCAAAUCAAAAGUUAUUUGUCACAUACACGUGUUUAGCAGAUGUUAUUGCGGGUGUAGCGAAAUGCUUGUGCUUCUAGCUCCGACAGUGCAGUAAUAUCGAAGAAGUAAUAUCUAACAAUUUAACAACAUAUACCCAAUACACACAAAUCUAAGUAAGGAAUGGAAUUUAAGAAUAUAUACAUAUAUGGACUAAGAUCCAGUAGAAUAUUAUAGAAUAGAAUACAGUAUAUACAUAUGAGAUGAGUAAUGCAAGAUAUGUAAACAUUAUUAAAGUGACUAGUGUUCCAUUUCUUAAAGUGGCCAGUGAUUUCAAUAGGCAGCAGCAGCCUCUAAUGUGCUAGUGAUGGCUAUUUAACAGUCUGAUGGCCUUGAGAUAGAAGCUGUUUUUCAUUCUCUCGGUCCCAGCUUUGAUGCACCUGUACUGACCUCACCUUCUGGAUGAUGGCGGGGUGAACAGGCAGUGGCUCGAGUGGUUGAUGUUCUUGAUUAUCUUUUGAUGAUCCGGUAAUGCGUUCGGCAGACCGCACCAUCAUCUUGAGAGCCCUGCGUCAGCGGGCGGUGCAGUUGCCGUACCAGGCAGUGAUACAGCCCGACAGGAUGCUCUCAAUUGUGCAUCUGUAAAAGUUUGUGAGGGUUUUAGGUGGCAAGACAAAUUUCUUCAGCCUCCAGAGGUUGAAGAGGCUCUGUUGCGCCUUCUUCACCACACUGUCUGCGUGGGUGGACCAUUUCAGUUUGUCAGUGAUGUGUACACCAAGGAACUUGAAGCUUUCCACCUUCUCCACUGCGGUCCCGUUGAUGUGGAUAGGGGGGUGCACCCUCUGCUGUUUCCUGAAGUCCACGAUCAUCUCCCUUGUUUUGUUGACGUUGAGUGAGAGGUUAUUUUCCUUGCACCACACUCCCAGAGCCCUCACCUCCUCACUGUAGGCUGUCUCGUCCUUGUUGGUAAUCAAGCCUACUACUGUUGUGUCGUCUGCAAACUUGAUGAUUGAGUUGGAGGCGUGCUUGGCCACACAGUCAUGGGUGAACAGGGAGUACAGGAGGGGGCUGAGCACACAUCCUUGUGGGGCCCCUGUGUUGAGGAUCAGCGAAGUGGAGAUGUUGUUUCCUACCUUCACCACCUGGAAGCGGCCCGUCAGGAAGUCCAGGAUCCAGUUGCAAAGGGCGGGGUUCAGACCCAGGGCCUCAAGCUUCAUGAUGAGCUUGGAGGGUACUAUGGUGUUGAAUGCUGAGCUAUAGUCAGUGAACAGCAUUCUUACAUAGGUAUUCCUCUUGUCCAGAUGGGAUAGGGCUGUGUGCAGUGUGAUGGCUAUUUCAUCGUCUGUGGAUCUAUAGGGGCGGUAAGCAAAUUGAAGUGGGUCUAGGGUGACAGGUAAGGUAGAGGUGAUAUGAUCCUUGACUAGUCUCUCAAAGCACUUCAUGAUGACAGAGGUGAGUGCUACGGGGCAAUAGUCAUUUAAUAAUAUAAUAAUAAUAAUAUGCCAUUUAGCAGACGCUUUUAUCCAAAGCGACUUACAGUCAUGCGUGCAUACAUUUAUUUUGUGUAUGGGUGGUCCCAGGGAUUGAACCCACUACCUUGGCGUUACAAGCGCCGUGCUCUACCAGCUGAGCUACAGAGGACCACAUUUAGUUCAGUUACCUUUGCUUUCUUGGGAACAGGAACAAUGGUGGCCAUCUUGAAGCAUGUGGGGACAGCAGACUGGGAUAGGGAGAGAUUGAAUAUGUCCAUAAACACACCAGCCAGCUGGUCUAUCAUUUACAUGCAGAACGUGUUUUCUAUACCACACAAAUUGCCAAAUUCAGGCUACUGUGCAACUUGCUAUUCAGGUAGGAUACAAUUUUGGAACUUUAUUAAUUUGUUUAUAUUUAUCAUUGUUAUUAAUGUAGGCCUGUUUAUUAAUCUAAACCAGUUCUUUAAAUAUGCAAAAGGUGUUUUGUUUCAUUCUGUUGAGACAUUUUCGUUGGCUAAGUUAAGUUCGAUCAGUCUUUAAUUGUGUGCUCCUUAUUUAGUUUAAAAUAGGUUAGGCCUGUAAGUAGGCCUUAUGUAAAAUAAAUAUCAUUAGCCUAUUGCUGUCAUUUGUUGGGUAUGGUAGGCACUAGUCUUUCUUGGUAAUUGCUGAAACAUAGCCUGUUCAAAACUUUUUUGAAGGUUUACACCAGCAAGUGUUUUGCUUAAUUAUUUUGAGCCAUUUUCUUUGGCCAAAUUAAGUUCCAACUGUAAUGUUGUUUGCCGCGAUAUAAUAUCCUGCUUGUAUUUUCCCUAUAAACAAUGGCUUGACUUACUUUUGAUAUGACCCUAAUAAAGUUUAGAAACUUUUGUUAAGGUUUGGUGUGGUGUGGCUAUUAGCCUAGUGUACUGCAGGCCUAUGAUAUGAAGGCAGUGCGCACCGGUGCUCCAACUGCCUCCGACAGUUGAACUUGAGGGGAGGAAGAAUGUUUUAGGCCUACCAGAGAUCCUCCUAUAAUCUAACAAUAAAAAGCUUAUCUUUAUAAAAAAUUAUUAUAUGAUCGAAAAAUAACGAAUUAGCCUCCUUCUGUACGCCUGUGUCUGUAUAGCAGACGCAGUAUUUUUAUUUAUUUAACCCUUUUUUUUACCAGGUAAGUUAACUGAUUAAUGUAAAUCUUCCCAGUCACUAUAUAUAGUAUAGGCAACAAAAUAAACUUUCCCAAUGAUGAAGAUGAAGCAUAGGCUACUCACCGGUGAUAGCCGAUGCGCUUGUGCCAAUAUCUCAAGAAAAGUUACUUUGAAAAACAGUGCUUUUCACUCAGAAUCUCUCAAAAGUUGUAGACAUUUGCUUUCCAAACGGUAGGCCUACGUUUUUCUCGCUAUUGUAUUUUGAAAUUAGUGAAAGGCAAACUGACAGCCGCAACCAACCAUAGAAAUAUAAUCCAUAUAUGGAAGUUCCCAUUCAAAUCAGGACUGGCAGCCAUUGCUAGUGUACCCAUGAGUUUAACAGUCAAAGUGCCAGGGUUAGAGGUUCCAAAUUCCUUCUAUGGAUUAUAUAUCUAUGGCCACAACACAACAAGCUGUUCUAUAUUUGCCACGCAUACUGCCCAAAUUGCGGCCUUCCCGACUAACUGCUUAUGAUAAAACUUAAUCCACAGCUAGUUUUUAGGAUUUAUUGAUCUCUGUAGCUAAAUUAUGCUCUCUAGUGUAGUAGCCUAUUUUGAAUUAUUUUAUUUAUGUCUGUUCAGACAGGAGUAAUAUAAUUUUUGGAUAAAGUAUUUUUUAUAAAUUUCAAUUUAUGUGAUAUGAAAGUAAAGGCUUAUGUUUCUAGAAUCAUAUCGCAAUUGAGAAUCGAUUCACGUUUAGAUGGAGUAUUUGGCUGUUUUGGCUGCCAGAGCCAGUCUAUCUCUGAAAAUAACGUAAGGUCCUUGGACCUUAAGGAGUAACGGUAGGCUCCUUAAGAGUACAUCCUGGGCUAAAAGCUAGCUAGAUAACUAGUUACCUCUAUACAUUAUUGUAUUGUAAUGUAGUGUUCCUCAGAAUGCUGAUGAUAAUGAUUGACUUAAUGGAUGCAGCAUAUCAACAUCACAACACAAGCACAACUUGUUUGAUAUUAUGUUGUAUUAUUUUAUAUGCUGUGAGUGAUCAUUCAUUUUUGGUCAUUUCCUUAAUGCUGUUCAAGUAUCUUUGCAAAGAACCAAGGAUAGAUGAUGCCACUCAAGAACCUGCGAACUGCAAGGACAUGAUAGCUUGGGGUGAGUAGUUAUGCAUUUCAAUGUACAGUUGAAGUCGGAAGUUUACAUACACAUUAGCCAAAUACAUUUAAACUCAGUUUUUCACAUUUCCUGACAUUUAAUCCUAGUAACAAUUCCCUGUCUUAGGUCAGUUAGGAUCACCACUUUAUUUUAAGAAUGUGAAAUGUCAGAAUAAUAGUAGAGAGAAUGAUUUAUUUCAGCUUUAUUUAUUUUAGCACAUUCCCAGUGGGUCAGAAGUUUACAUACACUCAAUUAGUAUUUGGUAGCAUUGCCUUUAAAUUGUUUAACUUGGGUCAAACAUUUCGGGUAGCCGUCCACAAGCUUCCCACAAUAAGUUGGGUGAAUUUUGGCCCAUUCCUCCUGACAGAGCUGGUGUAACUGAGUCAGGUUUGUAGGCCUCCUUGCUCGCACACGCUUUUUCAGUUCUGCCCACACAUUUUCUAUAGGAUUGAGGUCAGGGCUUUAAAAGCCAAUACCUUGACUUUGUUGUCCUUAAGCCAUUUUGCCAUAACUUUGGAAGUAUGCUUGGGGUCAUUGUCCAUUUGGAAGACUCAUUUGUGACCAAGCUUUAACUUCCUGACUGAUGUCUUGAGAUGUUGCUUCAAUAUAUCCACAUAAUUUUCCUUCCUCAUGAUGCCAUUUAUUUUGUGAAGUGCACCAGUCCCUCCUGCAGCAUAGCACCCCCACAGCAUGAUGCUGCCACCCCCGUGCUUCACGGUUGGGAUGGUGUUCUUCGGCUUGCAAGCGUCCCCCUUUUUCCUCCAAACAUAACGAUGGUCAUUAUGGCCAAACAGUUCUAUUUUUGUUUCAUCUGACCAGAGGACAUUUCUCCAAAAAGUACGAUCUUUGUCCCCAUGUGCAGUUGCAAACCGUAGUCUGGCUUUUUUAUGGCGAUUUUGGAGCAGUGGCUUCUUCCUUGCUGAGCGGCCUUUCAGGUUAUGUCGAUAUAGGACUCGUUUUACUGUGGAUAUAGAUACUUUUGUACCUGUUUCCUCCAGCAUCUUCACAAGGUCCUUUGCUGUUGUUCUGGGAUUGAUUUGCACUUUUCGCACCAAAGUACGUUCAUCUCUAGGAGACAGAACGCGUCUCCUUCCUGAGCGGUAUGACGGCUGCUUGGUCCCAUGGUGUUUAUACUUGCGUAUUAUUGUUUGUACAGAUGAACGUGGUACCUUCAGGCGUUUGGAAAUUGCUUGUGGAGGUCUACCAUUUUUUUCUGAGGUCUUGGCUGAUUUCUUUAGAUUUUCCCAUGAUGUCGAGCAAAGAAGCACUGAGUUUGAAGGUAGGCCUUGAAAUACAUCCACAGGUACACCUCCAAUUGACUCAAAUGAUGUCAAUUAGCCUAUCAGAAGCUUCUAAAGCCAUGACAUCAUUUUCUGGAAUUUUCCAAGCUGUUUAGAGGCACAGUCAACUUAGUGUAUGUAAACUUCUGACCCACUGGAAUUGUGAUACAGUGAAUUAUAAGUGAAAUAAUCUGUCUGUAAAUAAUUGUUGGAAAAAUUAUUUGUGUCAUGCACAAAGUAGAUGUCCUAACCAACUUGCCAAAACUAUAGUUUGUUAACAAGAAAUUUGUGGAGUGGUUGAAAAACAAGUUUUAAUGACUCCAACCCAAGUGUAUGUAAACUUCCGACUUCAACUGUAUGUGGUAUUUUGUGGGUAACAUGAAUUGCUUAGGGCUACCCAAGGUCCUACCUAUAAAAUCAGAGAUUAAAUAUUGUUUUUAAAACUAAAUAGUUAUGGUUGCCGAUUAGGACACAUAAUUUGUAAUAUGUCCUUCAUUUUCAAAAUGCAUACUGAAAUACAUAGGCUAUAUUUUUCAAAUAUAUACAAAAUAUAUAUAUAUAAUGUAUGACGGCUAUGAAUCUGUGUCUGUAUGUAAGUACUCAAACUCACAAUCAAUCUACACAAGUUUUUCCUGUGUGCAUAUGUGUUUUGUGUUGAUUAAGCCUAGCCUAAAGCAUCUAGGACUAUCUGUUGUGUUUUUUUAGUGGAAUGCCUACCUGCUCCGAAUGUCAGCUGCCGCUUGUCAAAUGGGACAGAGUUUCGAUUCAGCGGAGAGGAAGUGGGCUUCAACCAAAGCAUCCCCUGCAGGAAUGUGUAUGUAUCUAUAGUACCAGACAUUCAGCACUGUGGAAAUGUUGCAUAUUCAUAAGGGCACAACGUAGCAAAACGUUUUGCAACGGAAAACUGAAACAAACGUUUCUUAUUGGACAUGGUCGGGUUUAUUCAUUAGUGCACACCAUAGCAAAAAGUUUCUAUUGGGCAAAGUCAGGUAGGUCCCUCCCCGUUUUGUUUGCUUCCAUUUGGUUCCUAGUGAAUAAACCCCAGAUAGUACCUUCCCGUUUCAUGCCUAGUGAAUAUGACCCUGAAUGUUUUUUUAUUGAUAUUGACAAGCCUGAAUAAUACCCCAUCAUAUGUGAUGUCUACACAUGUAAAGCAUUAGUGAACUGCUUCAAACUAAAAUGGGAUUUCUUUGCAGGAGCGGUUACUCCUACAAAAUAGCAGUGGCCCUGUCCCUCUUCCUGGGGUGGUUAGGAGCUGAUCGCUUCUACCUGGGAUACCCAGCUUUAGGUAGGCCUACAGUCCUAAAACUCAACUCUGUACCUCGAAGACAGUUCCACUGCGUUUUUUCAUUGUUCCUCUCUAAUCAGGGACUGAUUUAGACCUGGGACAUCAGGUGGGUGCUAUUAAUUAUCAGGUAGAACAGAAAACAGCAGGCUCCGGACCUCGUAGGGUAAGAGUUGAAUACCCCUGAUUACAUUAUGACCUUUGACUCUUAUCAUUGCUGUAGAGUUCUCCAAAAGCAGAGUUCUCCAAACCUGUUCCUGGAGAGCUACCCUCCUGUAGGUUUUCAUUCCAACCCCAGUUAUAACUAACCUGAUUCAGCUUAUCAACCAGGUAAUGACUAGAAUCAGGUGUGCUAGAUUAGGGUUGAAGUGAAAACCUACAGGACGGUAGCUCUCCAGGAACAGGGUUGGAGAGCCCUGCUGUAAAGUUCAGGACUAGUAUUAGUGUGCUAUGUAUAUAUUAUAUUUUCUAUUUAAGUAUUUGCAAGGCUUUUUUGCUGUAAAAAUAAAAUAUAAGAAUCUCCAGAGUUAAACAUUUUAGGUUUUUAUUGUUUUUUUCAUACUAGCAUGGGGUACGUAGGCAUCGCAGAGCCACACUGCGGGCGGGCAUGAGGCUGCUCUGAGCAGCGCCUGGGUUGGCACAGUUGGCGUGGGCAUCGCCAUGGAACAGUGGCGUAUUAAGCUGGCAAGACAGUUGUGGCUUUGUAGAGCAGACACCUGAUGGCCAUCGUUUAAAAAAUCAACAAAGCUACCUACAUAACCCCCCAAUAGAGCAAUUUACAAUGUUGUUAAUUAUGAUUUGGAGUAAUUAUGUUUUAAUCACAAGAGUUGGCGUUUCCAUAAUUUGCCUGCAAUUUAAGAUUCUCAUCGUUUAGCUGUGUUCGUGUGGAAGAUGUGGGGCUAGUGAGCACCAGUAGCCUUUGCCCAGUGAUGUCACCCGCCCUAAGAUAUGGAUAGUGUAGUGAUUUUACUAUGUUGUAGGCUGGUGACAUUUGAAUGUUGAAAGGAUAAUGUGUCUAGUUGAAUAACUGCCUUGCUCUGUGUUUUCAUACAUCCAAUUCAUACUCUCACUGCACAGUUGAAGCACAACCUGCAGCUGCACACAUUCAUACUCCACUUCACUGCCCCUCUCAACGAUAAACACCUGUUGUUCCCAAUCCUCAGUUGUUUUGGAAACAAAGUUGACUUGGCACCAUUUCUCUCUGAAAGCAAAGCAGGCAGCACAGAAACAUACACGCGUGCACACACACAAACCAACACCCUCUCCCCUCAGACACCUAUUCGCCCAGCACUGAAAGCGUUCGGAAUCGUUCACCUUCGCCUCGCAAGUUAAUUUCCCAUUCAGCAACACAUGGGCAAAGUUGGAACGGAACACGGGGAUAAACUGAAACCUUGCCCAGUCGCCUGGAUGGGAGAGUUUUCAUGUAAACAAUGAAGCGUUGCUCACACAAUAGGUAGCAAAUUAUGAUUAGGGGCCAGGCAGGAUUUUAUUUAUGCCUACUUUAAAGAGACAUGGUGCCCCUUUAAGCUUCAUCCCCCAUUGACUCUGUCUCUCUUUCGUUCUCUCUCUCUCUCUCGUUCUCUCUUUCUCUAGGGCUGCUCAAGUUCUGCACUGUGGGCUUCUGUGGGAUCGGGAGCUUGGUGGAUUUCAUGUUGAUCUCAAUGCAGGUGAUUGGCAUUCAGGAAACAGCUGUGGAACACAGAGCUGCUAAGUAAUCCCUCCAUUAUCUGUUGGUUAUGUCUGUGAAAAUCCAUGGUCUUCUCACAGUAACAUUGAAAGUAAUGGUUUAUGCCUCCAAUGUGGUGAUGACAAGGGUGGGUUAGGUCAGUGAUCCCUAAUUGCUUUUGUGUCACAGCUGACGACUACAUUGGUUGGUCACGAGAAACAUUAAAAGGCUAGUUUGGUCACACUGCAAAGAUAAGUUAGGAAACUACUGUGAUGUUAUCAGAAUGAUAAUUGUAUGAUUUCAAAACAAUAUGAGCACAACCCCAUGAAUAAACAGUAGCUCUCUUCAUCAGUAAAGGCUUGCGCACGUCGCACCGAAUUUGGAUCUAGCGUUUGUCUGCCGACCAUUCAGCGCGCUGGUGUGUCUGAACCCUAACAGUGAUGGUAAUCAACAGAGUGGAGCAAAGUUUGUCUUUACAGAACAGCCUGGGCUUUCCUCCAAUGGUCACGCACCACACACACUAAUCAGAGCAGGCCAUGUAACACUGAACAGAAGCAUAGCCAAGGGAGUCAGGAAGACGCUGUGUGUGUGUGUGUGUAUGUGGGACUCUGUCUGUGUGUGUCUGCCGGUUUGUUUGUGUGUGUUCGCCUGUUUUGUGUGUGUGCCUGUUUGUAUUCAGAAGGGCACCUGUGUCUAUAUGGUCCUCUGCUCAGCCCUAACCUCUCUAUGAAUGGGGGUUAAUGAGACUGUGGUGUGUUUUCGCAGAGGGGCUUCUCUACCCCCAUCCCCCCUCCUCCUCGGUCCCCCAGGACCCCCAAUUAAGGCCCCCAAGCCUGACAAAGAGAGGCCAGUCCAUUUGUCAUCCUGUUAGGGCCUCAGCUCACUCCUCUUUACCUUCUCCGUCCCCAUUAGGGAACCAGUGUGUGCAGGAUGCCACACAUGGGGUUGUGUUCACUAGGAACCAAAUGGAAGCAUGUGGGCCGAAACGGGGAGGGACUACUUAAAGAAAACAUUGUUUUCACUUUCUAUUGCAAACUGUUUUGCUACGGGAUACACUUAGGGUUCUGAAGACCAUGUGCCACGUCUACAGAGCAAUCCUUUAGCUUUAACUCUUUGUCAACAUGGCCAGAUGUUGAAUGAAAAGUACACUUAUUUGUUUGGCUUGUUAAUUAUAGUUUCCCAUGUUGAAUGUAAACCUUAUCCUUAAAAAUAUGUUUUUAUCGUGUAGAAUAGUGGUGGUGUGUAAUUCUAGAACUGUGCAUCAUGUAUGCGAUUUCCAGAAUUUUACCAAAACAGUUCCCUGUAUCACAUCUGAGACAAAAACACAAACCAUGAUACACAACCUUUUCUCUCUCUAUUUACCUCUUUUCCUCUUCCUCCCCAGUUCUACUCUACAUCCUACUGUGGAUGCAGGCCUUUAUAAAGUCGGUAUUUCGUUAGAAAACGGCAGUGGCAUGUGUUCGGCCACUUUGAUUAAGCAAGGCGACGGGCGCACUGUUUAUUGUUCUCCUAAUGUCUUAUUGAAGGCCCUAAGAGAGCAAUGCUUUAAGCGGCUUCGGCUGCUGUGCAUGGCGCAACACUUACAUUCUCAAUUAGCUGUAUACGCUGCGUCCGGGUUCUCUCGCUCUCCGCCUUUUUAAAGAGUGACAAUUUUGAUAAAGAGUUCCGCGUCCCUGGAGAGCCCAUUUAGAAGUCACGCUAAAGCCCCAUAUUUUAAAGGCUAACUAUCUCGACUAAAGCAACGUCGGAGCAGGCAAAUGCAUCUUUGAGAACUAAUGAGUAAACACCUGGGACAUGUGAUUAUUUAUAUUCAUUGAUUCUGUCUGGGUGGGACUGGGGGAGAGGAGGAGGCUGUACGGUAUUGGUUUGGGGCCUCUCUCUCUCUCUCCUGAAAGACAGAGGUCCACGCCAGAUGAAUUAUGUCUGGUAACUUUCCAAUUUACUCUCAAACUAGGUAGAGCAGAGAUGGACACAGGUGAUCGAUAGAAGGGACGUGGAUGGCGGGAGCAGUGUGUUUUUAAAUGGGUAACAGGCUGGGAUUCAAGCAAUUGAAGAUUGUGGAUUUCAAUAUAGAGCCUUCUGAGAUGUGUUAGGUUUGUACAGCAGAGCGCCUUGGAUUGAGGGAGUUGACACUUGACAUGGAAAUUGUCAGUCUGGUUGUGGGUGCUGUCUGAACUGAAUCGGUCAUGCCACUGGCCCUCCUAUUUCUAAAUCUGGCAGUCUGAUUCAACACUUCCGAAAGCCAAAGUUCCUUCAAGGCUGGAAUGUCAAUGUUGAUCCACUUGGAUGACAACACACUCUAGUCACAAACUCAUUAUCAGAGGGUUAACCAGUAGCCCAGCUGUAGCUGGACUCAACUUCUGUGCCCUUUACACACUCAGUUAUAUAUGUGUGUGUGUGUGUACCUGUGUAAGUUCACUGGUCCCACUCAGCUGCGAUUGUUGAGUACCAAACCCAGGUUUUCACCGUAUGUACCCUGAUGUCUUUCCUCUGUUCCUUCCUUUAGAUUGUGGGUCCAUCGGAUAAGUCUGACUACAUAGUGGAUUACUACGGUGCCAGACUCACACGCCUCUCCAUUACCAACGACACCUAUAGAAGAACCCAGAUCUCACCCUGA